Molecule: messenger RNA, 2024 nt
Organism: Xenopus tropicalis (tropical clawed frog)
Lineage: Eukaryota; Metazoa; Chordata; Amphibia; Anura; Pipidae
Product: adhesion G protein-coupled receptor F5-like
Exons: 5
Coding region: 297-1691 (464 amino acids)
Biological process (GO): G protein-coupled receptor signaling pathway; cell surface receptor signaling pathway
Cellular component (GO): membrane
Molecular function (GO): transmembrane signaling receptor activity; G protein-coupled receptor activity
Source: RefSeq, a predicted model, not a curated record
UGUACCUCUCUUACAAUGUACAUAUGAUGUGCAGAAUUAGGAAAUAACCUUGAAAAAUACUGAUAGCAGGUCUUAGCUUAAACCCACAAUUCACAGGGAUUUCUCAGCCUGCAAUACAGAUACUCUCUGCAGAGGCUUGUAUGCCUGACACACAGUGAGUGCUUCUCUUCUGGAUUUUGGUUCAAAUUGACGUACAUUUUUAAAUCCACUUUGCGCCUAAACCCGGACCAGGACAGCAGGGCACUCUACUUUUCUACAAAUCAAAGAACAACAUUAAAGUUGCAGGGAUCUUCCCAAUGAUGGGCAAACAAACUUGGAUGGUGUAUUUCUUGCUGCUAUAUUUUUUCUCUGAAACGGCCAGUUAUGUAACUGUCAGUGACUUGGGUGAAUGGGUUCCCACAACGGGCAGAGCCGAAUCCGAUGGCAAAUAUUCAAAAGACCAAAGUUUUGCAGAACGUGAUUCAGUACAAAUGUGUGGCGAAGUCCAAGAGGAAGAUCUUCCCGAAUCCCUGAAUGGGUCGCAUCUUAUAAAACUGUGCAGUGGAUCCAACUCACAGAUAUUUGAAAUAAUAUACUAUGUUUGUAUGAAUGGAAUAUGGGAAAACACAACAGAUUGUCAUACAGCUAAAAGUUGUAGUCAGACAUUGAACACCAAGAAUUCUUUCAACACCUUAAAUAUCACCAAGUCUGCAGAAUACCUCAAAUGUGGGGCAGUAGAUAUACCCACCGACCAACAGCAUUGCUACUUGCUCAAUGAUUCUUAUGGUGGUGGGGCAGAAACUGGAAAUAUGUCUUCUGAUAUAAGUAGUUUGGUAGAUGAUUUGCUUCUGUGCUUAGAUGGAGCAGUUGUAUGGAGGCUGGCAACAGUAAAUGGAUCUUCUAAAAGUACCAGUAUAGGGAUUAUUACCUACAUAGGGGUGGGGAUUUCCAUUCCAUGCCUGCUUAUCGCUCUAAUUGCUGAAGCCGUGAUCUGGAAGUCAGUCACUGAGAAUGACACCACAUACAUGCGCCACGUGUGCCUGGUAAAUAUAACUGUGUCCCUUCUGUUGGCUGAAAUUUGGUUUAUUAUCUACAUUGUAUUACUUUAUUUCCCUAAUCCUAAAUUGUAUUUUUUAGAUUUAGCUGCAAAUAUACUGCUUUUCUUUUUCUAUUUGUGCCUCUGCUUUUGGAUUCUGGUGAUUGGACUUUUCCUGUUCUAUCGGGUGAUUUUCGUUUUGCACAACAUGAGUAGGAGGGCAAUGCUGACUGCUGCCUUCUCUGUGGGAUACGGGUGCCCUAUUCUCAUUACUACUAUUCUGUUUACAGCGGUGGUGCCGAGAGAGGCGUUUAAAAGUAGAAAUGAGACUUGGUUUGAGACCGACAGAACCAGAGCAAUUAUUAGUUUUUUGGUCCCAGUGAUGACCAUUUCAUUCCUAAAUCUCAUCAUUUUGCUGGUGGUUAUAUAUAAAAUAAUAAGGUCUCCAGAAGGAGUGAAGAGAAGAUUUACCAGCAGGAAAAUCCUCAUUCAGAUCAUUAGUAUCAUUGCUGUUCUGACUCCGGUUUCUUCCAUCACCUGGGGAAUCAGCCUCAGAAUGCUACUUGACAAGAACAAUUUAUUCCUACAGAACUUAUAUUUUGCUUUCCAUGCAUUUCAGGUAAAUGUCAAGAGAAAACACUUGUCAGAGAUAUAUUAUUGGAACUUAUUGUUAUAAUUAUUGAUUUGAUGUACAGGUAUAUUUUUGGUACAACUGUAUAGAUACUAGAACUAGAAACCUACACAGCAUUUGAGGGACAUGGGAUUAAUAAUUCUCCAGUAUUACUCUCGAAAAAAUUUAUUUUUCUCAAUAGGUGGGUCCUUAACAGAAAAGCAUGUUAAUAGGGCACAUGGACAAAUGGGGGCCAUAAAAAUGCCUUGAAGGGUCACAUCUGGCCUGCAGGGCUUCUAGCUGAAAAUCAUUGAGAUUCAGCCUAUAAUCCUUAUCAUUUACAGUAGGGGGUACAUUAUCCCUUAUAAUACAUGAGUGAUACUCAGAGUUCCCUGUAUA